Molecule: messenger RNA, 2894 nt
Organism: Trichosurus vulpecula (common brushtail)
Lineage: Eukaryota; Metazoa; Chordata; Mammalia; Diprotodontia; Phalangeridae
Gene: CACNB2
Product: calcium voltage-gated channel auxiliary subunit beta 2
Exons: 13
Coding region: 239-2056 (605 amino acids)
Biological process (GO): calcium ion transmembrane transport; neuromuscular junction development; regulation of voltage-gated calcium channel activity
Cellular component (GO): voltage-gated calcium channel complex
Molecular function (GO): high voltage-gated calcium channel activity; protein binding
Source: RefSeq, a predicted model, not a curated record
UCUGCUCUGCUGAGGCCAUUCUGGAGUAGAGAAAAAACUAGUUUGAAAAAGUGCAAUCUGAGAAACUUUAUAGCGACACACUGGCUAAUGCUAUAUACCCCAAGCCAAGAAGGAAAAGGAAACCAGUUGAUAUGUUGUUCCGACAAACAAGACUGCUUGCUUUUAGAUUUUACUGAGUUUUCGUUCCUGUGAGAACUAUUCCCGCUGGAGUGGCUGGCCCACUUGGAACUAGUCUGGUAUGCUUGACAGACGCCUGCUGUCUCCUCAAACUAAGUGCAUUAUUCCUGGGGGUUCGGCAGACUCCUACACUAGCCGUCCAUCUGAUUCAGAUGUCUCUCUGGAGGAAGACAGGGAAGCAGUGCGGAGAGAGGCAGAGAGACAGGCCCAGGCCCAGCUGGAAAAAGCCAAGACAAAACCUGUUGCGUUUGCAGUACGGACCAAUGUCAGCUACAGCGCAGCCCAUGAGGAUGAUGUCCCGGUACCAGGCAUGGCCAUCUCGUUCGAAGCAAAAGAUUUUCUGCAUGUUAAGGAAAAAUUUAACAAUGACUGGUGGAUAGGACGGUUGGUAAAAGAAGGCUGUGAAAUAGGAUUCAUCCCAAGUCCGGUUAAACUAGAAAACAUGAGGCUACAGCACGAACAGAGGGCAAAGCAAGGAAAAUUCUACUCCAGUAAAUCAGGAGGAAACUCAUCAUCCAGUUUGGGUGACAUAGUACCUAGUUCCAGAAAAUCUACGCCUCCAUCGUCUGCUAUAGACAUAGAUGCUACUGGCUUAGAAGCAGAAGAAAAUGAUAUUCCAGCCAACCACCGCUCCCCUAAGCCCAGUGCAAACAGUGUAACAUCACCCCACUCCAAAGAGAAAAGAAUGCCCUUCUUUAAGAAGACAGAGCACAUUCCUCCUUACGAUGUGGUGCCUUCUAUGCGACCGGUAGUGUUAGUGGGGCCUUCUCUGAAGGGCUAUGAGGUGACAGAUAUGAUGCAGAAAGCACUGUUUGAUUUUUUAAAACACAGAUUUGAAGGGCGGAUAUCUAUCACAAGGGUCACAGCUGACAUCUCGCUUGCCAAACGCUCAGUAUUAAACAAUCCUAGCAAGCAUGCGAUAAUAGAGCGCUCCAACACAAGGUCAAGCUUAGCUGAAGUUCAGAGUGAGAUCGAAAGGAUAUUUGAACUGGCAAGGACUUUGCAGUUGGUAGUCCUGGAUGCAGACACCAUCAAUCAUCCGGCACAGCUCAGUAAAACCUCUCUGGCUCCAAUUAUAGUCUAUGUAAAGAUUUCUUCUCCUAAGGUUUUGCAGAGGCUAAUAAAAUCUCGAGGAAAAUCUCAAGCAAAACACCUCAAUGUCCAGAUGGUGGCCGCUGAUAAACUGGCCCAGUGUCCACCAGAAUUGUUUGAUGUGAUCCUAGAUGAAAACCAGCUUGAAGAUGCCUGUGAACACCUUGCUGACUACAUGGAGGCUUACUGGAAGGCCACGCAUCCUCCUAGUAGCAAUCCACCCAACCCUCUCCUUAGCCGUACUCUGGCCACGGCAUCUCUUCCUAUCAGCUCCACCCCAGCCUCCAAUUCACAGGGUUCUCAAGACCAGAGGAAUGACUAUUCCGCUCCCACCCGCUGUGCUUCCCAAGCUGAAGAGGAGCCCUGUCUUGAGCCUGUCAGGAAAUCCCAACACCGUUCCUCCUCCUCAGCACAGCACCACAAUCAUCGUAGUGGCCUGGGUCGAGGCCUCUCCAGGCAAGAGACGUUUGAGUCGGAAACCCAAGACAGUCGAGACUCGGCCUAUGUUGAGCCUAAAGAAGAUUACUCCCAUGAGCACGGAGACCACUACGCCCCUCACCGGGAUCACAACCACAGGGAUGAUGUGCACGGGAACAGUGACCACAGACACAGGGAAUCUCGGCACCGAUCUAGGGAAGCUGACCGAGAGCAGGACCACAAUGAAUGCCACAAGCAGCGCAGCCGACAUAAAUCAAAAGAUCGAUACUGUGACAAGGAUGGAGAAGUGAUAUCCAAAAAACGGAAUGAGGCUGGGGAGUGGAAUAGGGAUAUUUAUAUCCGACAGUAACUUGAGCCUUUUAGGCAUUUUUUGUUUGUUUCUUGGAAGUCUUGUAAAACAGCCACUCUCCCCAACCACCCACCCCACUCCCCCCCCCCCGCCAAAAAAAAACCUCACAAAAUAUUUUGGUUCUCCAUCACAAAUCAAAUGGUAUCUCUCUGUCUUGUACAGUUUGUAUUGCUGUUGCUUGCCGAGCAAUGGCAUGAGAUAGAAUAUUCACCUACUUUUUUAUUUUUAUUUUUGGAAGUGCUAUAUUGACUCACCUGGUACAGUUGCAGGCUUUCUGGUGUUGUACUUGACUUUUCCAAAGCUGUUUUUGGUAGCUGCCCCGUGAACAAUAUCUGUUGCCAUCUUCAGGUGGUGUUAGUGUUUUAAACAAGCUAGAGUUGAUAUAUAAUAAUCUCCUGUGUAUUCAGCAAGCCAGAGUCAGCCUACACAACAAACAAAAUGUAUUUUCUCCCAAUUUGCAUAUUCAUUUAAGGACCACUAUCUGUUGCUUGUACCUCUGGUUUGACUAAAUUUGGGGGACAGAUUCAGUCUUGCCUUACACAAAGGGGAUCAUAAAGUGAGAAUCUAUUUUCUAUGUACUGGUACUGUGUACUGUAUAUACAGUUUGUAAAUGUUAUUUCUGUAAACACCUUCUUAUUAUAUCAGUUUGAUCACACUUUUAAGAGUCCUAAUGCCAAGUCAGCAGAUUUGCUUUUGAAUUACAGGGACUGGAAAUACCCUCAAUUCAGGAAAUUUGUAACAACAUUCAAUCUUGAUACUUUUCCCUCUAUAGUAGAAAGUCUCCUGUACAUAUUGUAAAUAUGUGUGAUUGCUUGAGAUAAAGAAAGGUUUAAUUCAA